This is a messenger RNA of Rhinichthys klamathensis goyatoka, 1639 nucleotides long. RefSeq names its product gastrula zinc finger protein XlCGF7.1-like. The record is from RefSeq and is a predicted model, not a curated record. Gene Ontology annotation, biological process: regulation of transcription by RNA polymerase II. The transcript is spliced from 3 exons. Bases 143 to 1390 code for a protein of 415 amino acids. NCBI's taxonomy places the organism in Eukaryota, Metazoa, Chordata, Actinopteri, Cypriniformes, Leuciscidae. Gene Ontology annotation, molecular function: RNA polymerase II cis-regulatory region sequence-specific DNA binding; DNA-binding transcription factor activity.
AUCCUUUUAAUUGUGGAAAAUAUCAAUUCAAUCAUUUAUUUUUGCAGAUCUGCUUCUGUCACACAUCAAUUCAUCUUCAGUGAAGCUUCUCUGACAGGACAUUACCAAUAAAUGCUGGAAUAUUUUCAUCAGCCUAAGAGUGAUGAAGACAGAGUUGAACAGUGAGAACAUGAAUGAUCCAGAAUCCUGUAGAAUAAAACAUGAAGAUACUGAAGAACAAAGAGACCUGAUGGAAGAAUCCGAGGAGAGUGAAGAAUUUACUGAAGAGAAGGAGAAACAUGAUGCCAAAUCUGUUAAACAAAAUUCAAGCCACACACUGAAAAGAAGUGCUACACAAUCUUUUACCUGCUCUCAGUGUGGAAAGAGUUUCUCAUACAAACAAAAUCUGAAACAUCACAUGAGAAUUCACAGUGGAGAGAAGCCGUUCACGUGUGAUCAGUGUGGGAACAGUUUCACGCGAAAAGGAUCUCUUGAAGAACACAUGAAAAUCCACACUGGAGAGAAGCCGCACACAUGUGACCAGUGUGGGAAGAGUUUCAGACAUGCCAGCACUCUUAAAUCACAUCUGCGUUCUCACUCUGGAGAAAGACCAUAUAACUGUGAUCAGUGCGGUAAAAUGUUCUUAAGGGCAGAAUCCCUCAAGAGCCACCUGAAAGUUCAUUCAAAGGAGAAGCCUCAUGUUUGUUCUUUGUGUGGAAAGAGUUUUAGUCGGCUGAACGCUUUUAAAAUACACCAGAAAAGACACAGCGGUGUGAAGAAUCACAUAUGCUUUGAUUGUGGAAAAUCCUUUAUUAGAGAUGCUGAACUGAAACAGCACCAGAAAACUCACACUGGAGAAAAACCUUACAAGUGUUCACACUGUGACAAGAGAUUCAGUCAGGCAGGACACAUGAAAAUACAUGAGAGGAUCCACACUGGAGAGAAACCGCACACAUGUGAUCUGUGCGGGAAGAGUUUUGCACAUUUAAACUCUCUUAAAUUACAUCUGCUUUCUCAUUCCGGAGAAAGAAAGUAUAACUGCGAUCAGUGUAAUAAGAAAUUUGUUAGGGCAGAUUGUCUGAAGAAUCACCGGAAAGUUCAUAGAAAGGAGAAGCCUCACGUGUGUUCUUUGUGUGAAAAGAGUUUUGGCCCUAUAGGCAAUUUUAAUACACAUCAGGAAAGACACAGCGGUGUGAAGAAUCAUAUGUGCUUUGAUUGUGUGAAGACCUUUAUUACAGAUAAUGAACUGAAACUGCACCAGAGAAUUCACACUGGAGAAAAACCUUACAAGUGGUCAGCAUCUUUGAAUAUACAUGAGAGGAGCCACACUGAAGAAAGGCUGUAUCAUUGUGGAAAGAGUUUUAGUAAAUUAGCUUUUCUACUCAGUCGUACAGAAAACAAACACUUUUAAGACAUGUAUUUGGUAUCUUUAUUUUAACUUUUUCUUCAUCCUUAUGAUUAGAUCAUCUAAUCACUUGACCACUUCAGACAUAUUUACCAAAUGCAGAUGCGAGAUAUACUGCAACGAUGGGGAAAUAUUUUAUUUUAUUAUUCCUAAUGCUUUACAACAACUUUGUAUACAUUAUCAUGUUCAUGUAAAGUAUUACAUUCUAAAAGAGGUAUCUUUAAAUAAUGAAUAUUUUUGCACACAUUUGUUUUU